Messenger RNA from Anopheles funestus (African malaria mosquito), 693 nucleotides. RefSeq lists its product as uncharacterized. The transcript has 3 exons. The coding region runs from base 14 to 505 and encodes 163 amino acids. NCBI's taxonomy places the organism in Eukaryota, Metazoa, Arthropoda, Insecta, Diptera, Culicidae. The record is from RefSeq and is a predicted model, not a curated record.
GACAUCUGAGGGCAUGGCCGUCCAAGAAGAAAAUGUAGCCAUUGAUGCCAUCUAUCGACCACAGGUUAAAGAUUGGCGAUCCGUUGGAUACCGACAGAGUUAUAGGAAAACUUGGUGCAAAAAUGAGGAAAAUUUUACAUUUUCUCAAACAGGGUAUGGAACUUGGUUCCUCGAAUAUCUUCUGGCACAGACAUCUGAGGGCAUGGCCGUCCAAGAAGAAAAUGUAGCCAUUGAUGCCAUCUAUCGACCACAGGUUAAAGAUUGGCGAUCCGUUGGAUACCGACAGAGUUAUAGGAAAACUUGGUGCAAAAAUGAGGAAAAUUUUACAUUUUCUCAAACAGGGUAUGGAACUUGGUUCCUCGAAUAUCUUCUGGCACAGACAUCUGAGGGCAUGGCCGUCCAAGAAGAAAAUGUAGCCAUUGAUGCCAUCUAUCGACCACAGGUUAAAGAUUGGCGAUCCGUUGGAUACCGACAGAGUUAUAGGCAAAACUUGGUGCAAAAAUGAGGAAAAUUUUACAUUUUCUCAAACAGGGUAGGGAACUUGGUUCGUCGAAUAACUUCUGGCACAGACAUCUGAGAGCAUGGCCGUCCAAGAAGAAAAUGUAGCCAUUGGUGCCAUCUAUCGACCACAGGUUAAAGAUUGGCGAUCCGUUGGAUACCGACCGAGUUAUAGGCAAAACUUGGUGCAAAAAU